Girardinichthys multiradiatus is the source of this 2377-nucleotide messenger RNA. Its product is annotated as serine protease FAM111A-like. The record is from RefSeq and is a predicted model, not a curated record. Bases 196 to 2259 code for a protein of 687 amino acids. Lineage: Eukaryota; Metazoa; Chordata; Actinopteri; Cyprinodontiformes; Goodeidae. The transcript is spliced from 6 exons.
GAGAAGGAGCCAGAGAGCAGAGCUGGACCAAAGCCCACUGAUUGGUUAAUGUCUGCGGGUUACCUGCUUUAAAUCCCACCGUCCUCUCUUCUUCCACCUUCAGCGUCUCUGUUUCCUUUAGUUGGAUCUUUGUUUUUACUCUUCACGGAACAGCUUUGACCCAAGAGACUUCGUUUACUGGAAGCUACAGAAACAAUGGCUCCCAAGAAGCGAAAGGCAGAGGAAAACCAGCCAACAAUACCUGGCUUUUUCAUGAAGAAACAUGGUGAUCCUGGCAGCUCCUGCAGCACACCAAGGAAAAAGCCUGAAGUUCCAGAGAAUAAGAUGAAUUUGGGAAAAGCGAAGAAAGAAAUUGUGGAAGACGUUGGAACUUCAGAGGUUGACCAUCUACAUCACUUCAAAGUCAAAUUUGAUUCAGAUGGCCAAAAAUACACAGUUGACUGUAACCAACCACGCACUGUGCUUGAGAUCAUAAAAUCACAUCUAAGCCAACAAUUUAAAGAGAAAAUGAAGAGAUCAGAAGAAAACAUCAUCAUUAAGUUGGGUGAAGGAAAUGAUUCCCACAUUGUUCCAACACAUUUUCCUUGUUCUUGUGUUGAGGAAGAAGAGUGUCUGAUAGUAACCACUUCAGCUAAAGUUGUGGAGCAAAAGAAAGCAGAGCGCAGAGUCCUGCCAAGAGAAAACUAUUCUGUUUUCUUUAUAGAUAAAGAAGGAGGGAAAUACACCAAAACCAAAACGGAUAUGAUAUUUAGAUGCAACAAUAUUGUUGAGCAAUUUAGAUAUUUCUGUGUUUAUGGGAGAAAAGGGACGAAAGUGGUUGAAACUCUAAGGCUGGAUGGUCGCUUUGUUGCAGGUCUCACAGACUUCAAUUUGUCUGAUAAUAAGACUGGAGUUCUUACUAACUGUACAGAAAUAGUUGACAACCUAGAUGGAAGGAAAUUCCACAUAUGUCUUCCAAAGGAAGGCAAAACAAAAGCAAAGGAUCCAAAACAACAGGCAAUUCAAGAACAAGAUGCGACUCAACAGACCAGCGACGAGGAGCAGCAGGAAAAAGCAUCUGCAUCAAUUAAUUCACAAAGCAAGAGUAAAACAACAACAGUUCUAGAGUAUGCAGGAAAGGAAGGCGUCAGUUUAAAGACGGCAAUGGAAAAAUCAGAUUGUCAAAUUGACCAUAAGGAGGUCUAUGACCUUCUGCGGCAGCAGUUUCCAAAGCUGAAAGAAUUGAUGGAGGAAAGGUUUGCUGGUCGUUCCUUUAAUAAAGCCCUAAAACUGAAGAAAGAGAACUUUGGAAAGAUCCAACAGACUUUUAGUAAAGUCUACACAAUGAGGCAGUUGUUUAACCUCAGCGAGUCCAUUUGUCUCUUGGAAAUAAAGGAAACUUCUUCAGAUUUUAAAGUUCAAGGCACAGGGUUUGUGCUGUCUGGCAACCUUGUUCUAACCAAUGCCCACUUAUUCAAAGAUUUUAAGAAAGGCAUGGGAAAAAACUGGUUGAAAUAUCUCAAUAUUUCCGCAACGUUCAACUAUGAAAAUCCAGACGGUAAAUCAAAGAGAACAUUUAACACAGAGGUGCUUGUUUGGAACCAUGAUGUAGAUUAUGCCGUAUUAGAGCUCAUAUGUGGGAGCCAAACCUCUGAUCAAACAGAGAUACCACCAGGACUCCUGAAGAGAUUUGGUCCUGUACCCGAACCAGGUGAUGAUGGUGGGGCUUGUAUUAUUGGUCAUCCAGCAGGAGGAGAGAGGAAAUGGGAUGUUACAUGUAUCAUCAGGAAAGAGGACCGGGAGGAGGCUGUCACCCAGAAUUUAGAGGCCUACAAGGAUCAUCUUUUUACUGUCUGCUCAAUCAAUUAUCAGAUCAAAACAAACCCCUAUGCAGAUAUUCAUGUGACCUACAACAGCUUCAUGUAUCAUGGCUCCUCUGGCUCCCCAGUGUUUGAUCCUUUUGGACGUGUUUUUGGUUUUCAUACCGGUGGAUUUUUCUUUGACUGUCCAAGACCUGGUCACAGUGUUAUUGAGUUUGCCUUCCCUCUGCUCUAUAUAUUUAAAAUGCUUCUGGAUGACCUACAGAAAAGUGGCAGGCAGGACAUGUUGGACAAAGUUCUGGUGGAAGCACAAGGAAACGGAUACCUUGAGGAGAUCAUUGAUCGUGUUGGACUAAAGCAAAGCAAAGAUCAGGCUCACUGUGUGGAAAAUCAGGAGAGAAACGGAGAAAUAGGAGAGCAAUCAGAUUCUGAGGAGGAAAUGGACACAAGUUCUCACUAGAACUAAGAAAGUAGAGCACAUCGGCCCGGUUCUAAAGUCCUUACACUGCCUCCCUGUAGCUCAGAAAAUAGACUUUAAAAUACUUCUGUUAGUCUAUAAAUCACUGAAUGGCUUAGCA